Molecule: messenger RNA, 273 nt
Organism: Bipolaris zeicola 26-R-13
Lineage: Eukaryota; Fungi; Ascomycota; Dothideomycetes; Pleosporales; Pleosporaceae
Exons: 1
Coding region: 1-273 (90 amino acids)
Source: RefSeq, a predicted model, not a curated record
AUGUGUAGGGAUCUAUCAUACAUCGAAAAGGAACAACUGAGAAGGACAUACACAAGGCGGUGCUUUGCGUAUUGUGCUCCAUCUCAUCGUCCAGAGAGACUUUCCUCAGCUGGAUCCUACUACACAGCUUCGUCAUCGCACUACAAAUCGCAAGGCGAAAUGAGGAGUAUAAGCGGGAACUUCAACGCACCAACGGAGAUUGAGGUGGAGCGGCAGAGAAGCCACUCCAAACGGUCACGGGGUAUGGGAAAGACGUUCACCACAAAAAUUUGA